AUGGCGGCUGGGGCGCUGUGUGAGCUGGCGAUCCCUCACUUCACCAGCAAGACCAUCUUCGCCGUCAACCGCGGCGCGGCGCCCGAGGUUUUCCACUCCCACCUCCAGAUGCUCGCGGCCGCUGCAGGGGGCUUUGCAGUCUUCGCGGCGCUCCGCGGCUGGCUGUUUGGCGUGCUGAACAACCGCUUCGUCUGCAACCUGCGGGCGCGGCUGUUUGGGGUGCUGAUGCGGGAAGAGACGUCCUUCCACGACGUGCACGAGCCGGGGGAGCUAACCAGCCGCCUGACCAGCGACUGCUACUCUAUCAGCCGCUGCAUCGCCACAAACGUCAACGUGGCGCUGCGCAACCUGCUGCAGGUCGUAGGCGGCGGCGCCAUCCUCGUGUCGCUGUCGCCGCACCUGGCGGGGGCGUGCCUGUGCGUCUUCUCGGUGCUGUGGGUGGUGACGGACGUCCUGGCCAGCAGCAACGCGUGCGCCGAGGAGGCGUUCAUGGGCAGCCGCGUUGUGCGCGCCACGGGGACGGAGGCGGUGGAGCAGCAGCGAUACGGCACCUGGCUACAGCGGCUUUACAACAUCGGGAUGCGGCAGUCCGCGGCCUGGGGGCUGUACGUAGUGGCGGGCACCACGGCGCACCAGGCGUGCGUGGCGCUGUCGCUGCUGCUGGGGGGCACCAUGUGCUACCAGGGGCUGGUGACGCCCGAGCAGCUGACGGGGUUCAUAUUCUACGUGCAGCUCGUGACGUCAUCGUCGCUCGCGGUGUGCGACCAGUACGGGGCCAUCAUGGAGGCCGUGGGCGCCAGCGAGCGCGUGCUGGAGCACCUGUCGGACCCGCCCGCCCCCCAGAUUGCGCCCGGCAUCGUGCCCAAGGCCGGCUUCAGCGGCCGCGUCGAGCUCCGGGGCGUCGGCUUCAGGUACCCCAACAGGCCGGAGGUGCAGGCGCUCAAGGACAUUGACAUGAUCCUGCAGCCCGGCAGGCUAACGGCGCUCGUCGGCCUGAGCGGCAGCGGCAAGAGCACGCUGGUGGCGCUGCUGCUGCGGCUGUACGACCCGACAGAGGGCGCGAUCCUGCUGGACGGCCAGGACCUGCGGAGCCUCGACGCCGCCUGGUUCAGGAGCCAGAUAGGGGUCGUGUCGCAGGAGCCCAAGCUGCUGUCCCUUGACAUCAGCAGCAACAUCCUCUACGGCUGCCCCUGGCCCGCGACACAGGCGGACGUGGAGGCGGCAGCCAAGGAGGCCAACGCGCACGAGUUCAUAACGGGGCUGCCUGACGGCUACAGCACUAAGGUCACCGACAAGCUGCUGUCUGGCGGCCAGCGCCAGCGCAUCAUCCUGGCGCGCGCCCUGCUGCGGCGACCGCGGCUGCUCGUGCUGGACGAGGCCACCAGCGCCCUGGACGCGGAGUCUGAGGAGCGGGUACAGCAGGCGCUCGACCGCGUCAUGCAGGACCGCGGCCGCACGGUGCUGGUGAUCGCGCACCGCCUGAGCACAGUGCGCAACGCGGAUCGCAUCGUCGUGCUGGACAGGGGAGAGAUCGCGGAGCAGGGCACCCACAAGGAGCUGACGGCUCUGAAGGGCAUCUACUAUUCCCUGGUCAGGCGCCAGCAGAAGGGCCUCUCGCCCUCAGACCAGGACCUCAGCCCGAUGCACCCUCCGCUGAUGUCGUCCUUUGAGGAAGACGGCUACGACGGCGGCGGCCGCGACGGCGCCCGCUCAGCGGCCGCGGCAGCGGCCGCCAGCAUGGACGGCCAGGCCCCCCUUAACGGGAACGGCCAGGCCUCCGCCAACGGGAACAGCAAGCCGCUGCCGCCGCUGCCCAACAUGCCGGGCGAGCGGCCUGAUGCAACGCCGGCGCCGGAGGCGAUGGCGGCGGCGGCGGGGGCGGCGAUGGGGCUCGGGCCGGAUAUGGUGGUGGCGGUCGCCAGGGCGGACGCGUCGACCGCAGCCAAGUGA
Monoraphidium neglectum is the source of this 1950-nucleotide messenger RNA. RefSeq lists its product as hypothetical. Gene Ontology annotation, cellular component: membrane. Bases 1 to 1950 code for a protein of 649 amino acids. Gene Ontology annotation, molecular function: ATP binding; ATP hydrolysis activity; ABC-type oligopeptide transporter activity. The record is from RefSeq and is a predicted model, not a curated record. The transcript has 17 exons. NCBI's taxonomy places the organism in Eukaryota, Viridiplantae, Chlorophyta, Chlorophyceae, Sphaeropleales, Selenastraceae. Gene Ontology annotation, biological process: transmembrane transport.